AUGGUUAUUGACACUCCUGCGUCAGAUUCAGUAACUACUUUGUCUGCUUGCUUGAAUUUUUCGGUCAAUAUUUUUGGAAGGGAAUUCAGAAUGGACUUAACGGUGUUGUUUCCUGAGGCUAUUAAUGCCGACGAUCUGGCUAUGACUGCUAGACAAGUGAAAGAGGCCGUUGAAGACGGUGCAACAAUGUUUAUAUUGUUUACAUUGAUGAACUUGAAGGAGAAGGCAGUGAGUAGUGAAUUACCAGUGGUAUGUGACUUUUCGGAAGUUUUUCUAGAGGAUGUGAACGAGUUACCGUCGGAAAGAGAGGUAGAGUUUGCUAUUGAUUUGAAUUCGGGAACUAGUCCUGUGUAG
Messenger RNA from Vicia villosa (hairy vetch), 354 nucleotides. RefSeq lists its product as uncharacterized. The record is from RefSeq and is a predicted model, not a curated record. The transcript has 2 exons. NCBI's taxonomy places the organism in Eukaryota, Viridiplantae, Streptophyta, Magnoliopsida, Fabales, Fabaceae. Bases 1 to 354 code for a protein of 117 amino acids.